GUAUUCAAUAAUAUGUUCACUAUACAAAUAUCCGAUUUGAGUGGGUAUUUUAAAGCGUUCUUAGUAAUUAUACCACCCUUGUCUGACUAUAAUACUGAUUGAUAACGUGUCGACUGUUAUGGAGCUGUGUAUUAUUUCUGUAGCAUGCUGUUUAUUUGUUGUGAUUCUUGCAGCUGUGAAACUCUAUGAACUCUCAAUCAAGAGACCUUUUGUGUCGAAUGUCAAACUCGAUGGAAAGACAGUGAUUGUUACUGGAGCAAAUACUGGGUUGGGAUUUUGGACAGCACUAGACUUGGCAAGCAGAGGGGCUCGAGUCAUUCUAGCCUGCAGAAACUUACAAAAGGCCGAGGACGCAAGAAAGAAAAUCCUGAAGGAACUACAGAGUAAUUGUGAUGUCAUAGUCAGACACUUGGAUCUGAGCUCCAUGAAGUCUGUAAGACAGUUUGUUCGAGAGACAUUUGAACAGGAAUCGAGAUUAGAUAUUCUUAUCAACAAUGCUGCAGUAUCAGGUAUACCCAAAACAAUAACAGAGGAGGGUUUAGAAUACUCUUAUGCUACAAACUAUAUUGGACCUUUUCAUCUCACAAAUCUCUUACUGGACUUGUUGAAAAAUUCAGCACCCAGUAGGAUUGUGAAUCUGACAUCAGUAAUGAAUACUUUUGGACAUUUGAAUUGUGAUGAUCUACAGGCCAAGGGUCACUAUGAUCCUUUUUCUGCUUACAAGAACACAAAACUGAUGAAUGUUUUAUUUACCAAGGAGCUUGCUAGACGACUGGAGGGAACAGGUGUAACAACCUCAUGUGUUCAUCCAGGAUUAGCAGCCACGGAUAUCUUCCGAAGUUUAAGGAUUGCCAAUAUAGUGGGGCCACUUAUAUCUUUGUUUUUUAAGACAGCUAAAGAUGGGGCCCAGACCACUAUAUACUGUGCAUUAUCAGAAGAAAUGCAAGAUGCAAAGGGAGAAUACAUGAGUGACAGUCAGGUGUAUGACAAAACAGUGUGGAUAAAUAAAGACGCUUAUGAUGAAGGGCUGUGCAAGAAAUUAUGGGAAACCACUGAAGCCAUUUUAGAAUCAAUUGAAAGUUGAUCCAAACCAAGCGAUUGAUUGGGGGAAAAUGAAAGAAAACAAUCAGAUUUUUUGUGACAUAAUUUUUCAAUUAAAAUUAAUCUAUAUUCAUUAA
Ostrea edulis (European flat oyster) is the source of this 1178-nucleotide messenger RNA. Its product is annotated as retinol dehydrogenase 13-like. Lineage: Eukaryota; Metazoa; Mollusca; Bivalvia; Ostreida; Ostreidae. The coding region runs from base 119 to 1084 and encodes 321 amino acids. The record is from RefSeq and is a predicted model, not a curated record. The transcript is spliced from 6 exons.